Diaporthe amygdali is the source of this 1704-nucleotide messenger RNA. RefSeq lists its product as uncharacterized. The record is from RefSeq and is a predicted model, not a curated record. The coding region runs from base 1 to 1704 and encodes 567 amino acids. Gene Ontology annotation, molecular function: protein-macromolecule adaptor activity. Gene Ontology annotation, biological process: protein import into peroxisome membrane. The transcript has 3 exons. Lineage: Eukaryota; Fungi; Ascomycota; Sordariomycetes; Diaporthales; Diaporthaceae. Gene Ontology annotation, cellular component: peroxisomal membrane.
AUGUUCGCUGCAACGCGGCGGUGGUUCCGUCGCAACAGAACGCCCAUUGCCAUCGGCGUGGGCGUCGUGGGUGCCGGCUAUGUCGUCACCCAGUACGUCCUCAACAAGCUCAACGAUGCCCGCGAGCGCAUGAGCGGUGACCGCAUAGCCAAGGAGAAUCUGCGGCGCCGCUUCCAACAGAACCAAGAAGACUGCACGUACACCGUGCUGGCCUUGCUACCCACAGCGACCACGCGGAUACUGGAGUCAAUGGACGUGGAGAAGAUUACCCUCGAAAUCCAGCAGAUGAAAGGCGGGAAUGGCUCCAAGUCAGUCAAGAGCGGGAGCGGCGACUCGAUGAGCCUGCCCGAGACAAUAGGCAUGACCGACGAGGACGGCCGGAGCAUCGUGUCCACGAGCGAGAGUGGCGUGCACGCCAGCCAGAUCACAGUGCCACCGGCCAGCCAGACGUCAGAAGGCGAGCAGCCACCACAGCCAGACAAGCCCAAGAGGACGAAGCGGCAGCUGUGGGGUGACGUGACCAUCAGCUCUAUAACAAGGGCCUACACCCUAAUCUACACCUUGGGCCUCCUCACCAUGCUCACCCGCGUGCAGCUCAACCUCCUCGGCCGCCGCAGCUACCUCUCCAGCGUCGUCUCCCUCGCGACCGGUUCCAACACGGCGACCAUCAGCCUUGAGAACAACGACGAUGACAACUCGGCCCAGGCCUAUGGCGACGACUUCGAGGUCAACCGCAAGUACCUGACCUUCAGUUGGUGGCUGCUCAACAAGGGCUGGCUGGACGUGGCGGCGCGGGUCGAGGCCGCCGUGCGCCAAGUCUUCGGGCAGACCAGCCCGCGCGACCAGCUCACCCUCGAGACCUUCGCCGCCAUGACGGGCCAGGUGCGCCGGCUGGUCGAGGGCUCGGCGGCCUUCUCGGACCCGGCGGCACCGGCAGUCGCGCCGACUAAGUGGCUCUCCUUCCUGCUGCCCCCGCCCGACAAGGAGGAGUACGUACUCAAGGAGUCGGGCAUCCUGGACGACAGCGCAGCGUCCGCGACACAGGCCCAGGGCGAGGACCCAUCAUCACAACAGCCACCUUCAUCACCCAACUCCACCGCCUCCCUCCGUCGGCUGCUGGACGAGACAUCAGACCUGAUCGAGUCGCCGACCUUCACGCACGUGCUGACGCAGCUCCUAGACGCCGGCUUCGGCACGCUGCUGGACACCAAGCUGGCGCAGGGUGCCUUUGACCUGGCGCCCUCGCCACCCCAACCCUCCGCACAGGAAGCAGCAGCAGCAGCACCACUCACGAUAGACGCCAACGGCGUGGGCAUCAGCCUGGAGCGGCAGCGGCAGCGCGCCGAGAAGAAGGUCCUGCUGCCCAAGUGCCUGUCGGUGCUGACGAAGCAGGCGCACGCCGUGGGCGGCGGGGUCCCCGGCAACGAGUACCUGUCCGCCAUGGAGGCGGUGCGCGACCUCGAGGGCUUCGCGGCGCUCGUCUACUCCAGCAACUGGGAGAACGAGGUGCGCGACGCCGAGGUCCCUGCCGCGCCCUCGACGACCACGGCUACCACCACCACCACCGCGGCCGAGUCGAGCGUGCGCCAGUCGCGGGUGCUGGGGCUGGGGGACGGUGAGGGUGAGGGGAGCAUCGUGCUUGUGGACCCGUCGCAGAGCUCGUUUGAGAGCGCGUGGGCCAAGGCGACUGAGAAGGCAUCGUAG